Penicillium oxalicum is the source of this 1629-nucleotide messenger RNA. RefSeq lists its product as uncharacterized. The record is from RefSeq and is a predicted model, not a curated record. Bases 1 to 1629 code for a protein of 542 amino acids. NCBI's taxonomy places the organism in Eukaryota, Fungi, Ascomycota, Eurotiomycetes, Eurotiales, Aspergillaceae. The transcript has 4 exons.
AUGAACAAGAACCAGAGUGCGCGCGAUGCAUCAAGCGUGGGGUCCAGUGCCCGGGUGAAGAAAGCCAUUCCCAUCGACGAUUUUCGACUCCAGCAUGCAGAGCAAAAAACACAUGAUACUUUCAUCCAUGGACCGGGUGCAAGGUCAGUCCAGCAGGCGGCUCAGACCACGAUUUCCGACGCCGGAGGCCCAAGAACCGUGUGCAGUCCCAGGUCGAUGGCGCGCGAACAAAUCUUCAGCUCCUUUGCAAGUCUCUUUUUCGGUUCCCAGCAGCAGGUUUCCUCACUCAAUCUGUGGCAGUACUUAAUCUAUAGCUUUGCUCAACUUCCUAACAAAUCCGGUACUCUUGACCGAGCGUUAUCAGCAAUGUCUUGCUUGCACCUGGGUCGGAUGAAUAACGAUAAAGACAUGUUUCGAUAUGGGCUGAACCUCUACAGCACCGCAGUGCGGAACGUGAACCACAAAGUUGGCCGAAAUUUGUGUGAUGCCGAUACCAUCUAUACCACGGUCAUUUUCCAAGAUCUAGAGUCGUACUGCUGUGCCUUUGAUCUUCGCGCUUUUCUCGCGCAUACUCAAGGCACAAGUGCAAUCCUGCGUUGUUACCGCGAUUCACUACCGCGAAACCCGCUUCUGGAUGCCAUCUAUGACCGGCAUCAGAAAAUGCGUCUGGUCAUUGCGACGACGGGUGUCAAUAUUACAGACGAUGAAUACCAACACCUCACCUGCUUGAGCGGCGCAAACUCGACCCCUGUGUUGGAACUGUUCGCAAUUUUUGCAGAGUUUGGACCUCUCUCAGCCAUGCUUAAUCGGACCGCAUUUUCCGACAGCGAGGAAUGGGAGAAGCUGCUGCAAGCUUGUCUCAAGCAAAAGGAGAGAAUCUGUUCAUGGUACAAGCAAUAUGUGGAUUCCCGAAGCUUGUUCAUUUGCGGCCUUGAGGACUGCAAGACCGACACCCUACCGCCAUCGAAGAGACUGUUUGGUCACGGAUACCGCUUCUCAUCGCAUGACACCGCCAGAGUGCAUCACUACUACUUCACUGCCCUCGCGACCGUGCAGCCUUUGAUCGAGAAAGCCCGCGACUUGAGUCGACCCGAGUGUCCCCCCACUGCGAGUGCGUCAACCUUCGCGGGCGAAUCAAUCCCAAUUGAAGGUGAGGUCCUGACGGAGUUCUACGCCGAUGAGGUCUGCCGCAUGGUUCCAUAUUACGUCAAAAAUUACCGGGCACCCUCUGAAAUCGGGAUGCUUCUGUUCCCCAUCGUUGCCGCAAUCAAAAUCUACAUUGGACUAGGCCACUGGGAAAAGUUUUCAUGGUGCCAGCAAGUCUUUCGGUUGAUUGGAGACCGGGGCCUGAGUACCUGCUACCGUCUGGCCGGGCUGUAUUCGAACAGCUGGAAUGCCCGAACCAUCAAUCCGUGGCCUAUACCUUGUCGAUCAUUAAGAGAUGACAUGAACUCCUUUGAGCUCUCGACGGAAUCACAAGCGGGAAGCCCUGCUAAGGCGCCACAACACGAGGCGUCGCAAAAGGGAAAGGCGAGAUCGACUCUUCCAACAGAUCCCCAUUUCAAAAACCCGCAUGUCAUCUCCGGGAUUCCAUUUCCCUCCCCGCAGGCCAUGCCUCGAGUGAGGUAA